Messenger RNA from Mobula hypostoma (lesser devil ray), 8939 nucleotides. Its product is annotated as polyhomeotic-like protein 2. Gene Ontology annotation, cellular component: nucleus; PRC1 complex. Bases 1063 to 3765 code for a protein of 900 amino acids. Lineage: Eukaryota; Metazoa; Chordata; Chondrichthyes; Myliobatiformes; Myliobatidae. The transcript is spliced from 19 exons. Gene Ontology annotation, biological process: negative regulation of DNA-templated transcription. Gene Ontology annotation, molecular function: chromatin binding; histone binding; zinc ion binding. The record is from RefSeq and is a predicted model, not a curated record.
GAGAGUGGACCACAGGAAAAGGGAAGGAGGAGGGUCACCGGGGGAGGUGAUAGGCAGGUGAGAAGAGAUAAGAGGCCGGAGUAGGAAAUAAAAGAGGGGAGGGAGAGGGAAAUAAUAUUUUACCAUAAGGAGAAUUUUAUAUUCAUGCCAUCAGGAUGCUACUCAGACGGAACAUAAGGUGUUGGUCUGGCAUAUCGGAACUGGAAUUGAAAUUGGAUUUAAAAUGAAUUCUACUAAAGUUCAAUUUGUCAUUCAACCAUACAUGUGUAGACCGCCGAACGAAGCAACAUUCCUCCAGACCAAGGUGCACAACACAGUACCUAUGACUCAUAUACAAGAUUGACUUCUUUUGCAUAUUGGGUGUCACGGAAUACUCUGGGGUUACAGAUAAUCUCCAUGUCCCCUUGGAGUCACAGAUCAGAGCUAUUUCCUGGGAUUCUGGACUAUUUGAGACCCAAGGACGUCAGAGAGAUGAACUGUGAGGUUGAACAUUACCCACAGAGAUUGGAGCAGCACCACUGAUGGGCUGAAUGGUUUUUCCCUGUAAUUUUAAUUAAAAUACAGAGCAACGGAAUUGCAUUUUAUUGUAAUGAUCCUUCACUGCUGCAGUCCCUUUGUGUGCCAGCAGGGGUCAGAUCAGACAACACAUCAGACCUUGACAACAGGAAUUCUGCAGAUGCUGGAAAUUCAAGCAACACACAUCAAAGUUGCUGGUGAAUGCAGCAGGCCAGGCAGCAUCUCUAGGAAGAGGUACAGUCGACGUUUCGGGCCGAGACCCUUCGUCAGGACUAACUGAAGGAAGAGCUGGUCCCAUCGAAACAUACAGUGGCCCACUCCCCGACCUUCUCCCUGUAACCUUUGAAGUCGUGUCCAAUCAAGAACCUAUCAAGCUCUGCCUUAAAUACACCCAGUGACGAGGCCUCCACAGCUGCCUGUGAUGCUGCCUGACCUGCCGAGCUCCCCCAGCAUUUUGUGGGUGUCGCUCUGGAUUUCCAGCGUCUGCCGUAUCUCUUGUGUUAAUGGGUUUAGUAUCCGUUAGCAGCUGGUUGUCAUGGAGACAAAAUGCAUCGCUUUUGGAUUUUUAACUGUGGCCGAGGGAUUUCUUUGAAUAAUGUUCAGGAGCAGAAUUGUAUGUUGGAUUCAAGCUGGCAGUGUGGAUGCUUUCAGGAUCCAGAUGUGUGCCGUGUAGAGGGGCCACACGGCAGUGGACAGCAUAGCGCCACGGACAGGAUGGAGACUGACCCGGUCAGCAGUAGCGCCAGCGCCCGCCAGCCCGUGCCGCAAAUCUCGGUGUACAGCGGACUCCCCGACCGACAGACUGUCCAGGUGAUUCAGCAGGCUCUACACCGCCAGCCCAACACUGCCGCCCAGUACCUGCAGCAGAUGUAUGCGGCGCAACAGCAGCACCUGAUGCUGCAGACUGCAGCCCUCCAGCAGCAGCACCUGAGCAGCGCACAGUUGCAGAGCCUGGCAGCUGUGCAGCAGGCUAGUUUAGCUGCAACUAGACAAGGGUCAUCGCCAAAUGGGAGCGUGUCACAACAGCCUGCCUCUUCACAGACCACUAUUAACCUGGCCACGUCUCCGGCCGCAGCUCAGCUGAUCAGCCGGGCGCAGACCGUGAACUCCGGUGCCACAGGAAUCGCCCAGCAGGCCGUUCUCCUGGGGAACUCGAACAGCCCGGCUCUGACGGCCAGUCAGGCACAGAUGUACCUCCGGGCACAGAUGGCACAGCAAAGUAACCUUGUGCAAAUAGCUAGGACCCUAGGUCGUGCUGUUCCUUUGUCCCCCCAGCUCAUCUUCACGCCCACUGCCACCGUCGCUGCGGUCCAACCAGAGGUCACGGUGUCUCCAGGCAACCAGCAGUCAGCCGUCUCACAGGUGCAGAACCUUGCCAUCCGAAACCAGCAGAGUGCAGCCACGGCGGCAGCAGUGCAGCCACAACUGCAGAGCGUCACUCUGAAAGCAAGCGCGCCAGCGACGCCCGCCCCUGCGGCCCCACAGGCUAAGACGCCAGGCUCGGCACCCGCUCCAGGUGGUAAAGGGGGCCAGCCUGACAGCAUGGCCGACAGUGGCAAGAAAGGAGAAUCUGGCAUCUCUGCCUCCGGCUCAGACACCAGGAGUAUCAGUGUGGCCGCCAGCACUACGCCAGUCAGCACGCACCCUCUCAUCACCACAGCCUACACCCAGCUACAGCCGCACCAGCUGAUCCAACAACAGCAAUUCCAGCUUCAGCAACAGCAGCAGAAACACCUGCAGCACCAGUUUGUCAUCCAGCAGCAACCGCCGCAGAUCACGCCGAGGCAGCAACAGCCGCAGCUCAUCCACACCUCCGCCCAGCUCCAGAAUCUGCAGCAGCAGCCGGUGCCCUCCAGCGCAACGCCGCAGCCCCUGUCGCAUGCACAGCACUGCCAGCCGGCCCUGCACCGCAAGCAACAGGGGCUCAGCGCCACGCCGCCGGCGCAGAUCCCUGUCCUGCAGCCCGUGCCUCAGAGCCAGCAGAAUCUGCAGCAUGCCGGGCAGACGGACAGCCAUGCACAGCAUGCACUGGCGCCGCAGACCACUGCAGUGAACCUGCAGGUCCAGCCAUCUGCACACGUGAUUCAGCAGAGCCUGAGGAGUGGGCCCGACAGCAGGAGGGACAAGCCUGAGCCGGUGGCCGAGAAGGGGCCAGUGGAGAAACCCAGUGCACCGACCACCCCGGGGCCCUCGGCCACACCCGACCAGAAGAAGGCCGAGCCCACCAAGCCUGUGACACAAGGGAAAGGCCCAGAGACCGUGAACGCAAAGUCCCCUUCCCCUGCUCCAACCAUGACAUCAGGAAAUGGCAGCACGACCUCGUCUGUGACGGUGAGCGUGCCACAGAACGCCGAGAACAAACCACCUCAGGCCAUUGUCAAGCCCCAGAUUCUCACGCAUGUCAUCGAGGGGUUCGUUAUCCAGGAGGGUGCAGAGCCAUUCCCCGUGGGACGCUCCUCCCUACUAAUCGACAAUCUGGCCAAACAAAAGCAGCAGCCGGCCUCUGUGCCUGCGGCCGAGAAACCUGUACAGCUGGAACAGCCCGACUCAGAGAUGGACGACCUCAGUCAGCAAGACUCAAUGGAAAAGGAGGAAGAUGCCCUUAAGCUGAAGUGCGAGUUCUGUGGCAGGCUUGACUACGCCUACAAGUUCAAAGGCUCCAAGAGGUUCUGCUCCAUGGCCUGCGCCAAGAGGUACAAUGUCGGCUGCAGUAAGCGAGUGGGCCUGUUCAAACCUGACAAGAGCAAGUACCUCCAGAAGAAAGAAAGCGGCAAGCUGGGUAAAAGGGGCCCCCGGAAGAACAGCCUGCCCGGGGGUAACAGCGAACAGCCCAAGAAACAGCUGAAGUCACCAGUGACAGUGGGCCUGAGUCAGGAGGACUCCAGCCGAGGGUCGGAUAACUCCAGCUACGAGGAACCUCUGUCGCCAAUCUCCGCCAGCUCCUCCACAUCGCGGAGACGCCAGGCAGAGCGGGAGCUCGAUGUCCACGAGCUGAGGAUGCGGGACCUGAUGGGGAUUGGGCACCACUUCCUGCCCAGCGACCCCACCAAGUGGAACGUGGAGGACGUGUGUGAAUUCAUCCGCUCGCUGCCAGGUUGCCAGGAGAUUGCUGACGAGUUUCGUGCCCAGGAGAUUGAUGGGCAGGCCCUUCUGCUGCUGAAAGAAGAUCACCUGAUGAGCGCUAUGAACAUUAAGCUAGGACCUGCCCUGAAAAUCUACGCAAGGAUCAGCAUGCUGAAGGAUUCUUAACCAAAACCCUGGAAGCGUUGUGGAACUUUGGUGCUCCAAGUGGCAGCUAAUCUUAAAGCCGAGGAUUCUGGUCACUGUAGAUACUGGUGGUCUUUGCAAAGAGAAUUGAGGUGCGGGUGCUCCAGAGUAGAGCAAGCACGCUAUCAAACUAUUGGCUUCAUGAGAAGCCUGCAGUCUGGGUACAAUGUGUCCCAUUCAAGGAAUUUACAUGGUGCUAUCCCAGUGGUAACAAUAAAGACAGGAACGUUGGCUGAAAGAAUCAUCUCACCAGAUGAUCCAAUACAUCGAGUGUUUCGAAGAUAACUUUUUACCGAACAUUGUACUGUAACUCCACCAGUGAUUAUGUAGCUGAAGAGAACUGCUUUUCUGGAUAUAGAUCUGUCCCAAGGUUGGUUUCUGUUUGGAUCAGCAUGUUUAGAGAUUAGGCUUUCUUUAGAUUGGUUUGAUAAUCAACAGAUCCAUUCUAUGAUCUUAUAAUGUGCCUGGAAUCACAAAUUGUUACUGUAAAACUACUCUUUGUAACUGUUUAAUGCAGGGUGAUGAGGUUUCCGUGUGGACAUGCGGUUUCUAGAGUGCUCACACGGUGCCCAUGACUGAGCCGCAUGUGUUCGCGCUUCCUCACGCGGUGAAGGUCUAACUUCCUGCCGGGAUUUCUGUCUAUUACUCUUUCAGGACCACUUUUCUGAACCAGUCUCCCCUCCCAGACUCCAUUACGCAGCUGAACAGAUCAGACUGCUGUGAUUUCUGAUAUAAACCUUGGUUCUCCAGAGGUUGGGAAGGGGAGGACUGUGGAUUCAAUGACCUGUCCAUAAUAUUCUUCAGAUGCUGUCUAUCUGUCUAACCCCCUGCACCCCCCCCCCCACCCGGUUUGAUUCUGGGCAGAGGGGAUCUGCGGAUAAUGUGAACGGGGAGACAGAUUUCUAUAGAUCCCAAUGUCCGGUGUGCACAGCACCAGUGCAUACCCCUGUAUCAGCAGAUUUAUCACUGAUUUCCCCCACCCAUCUCCACUCCCCUUCACCUCUGAAUCAGAAUCAGGUUUAAUUUCACUGGCAUACGUUGUGAAAUUUGUGGUUUUGCGGCAGCAGUACAUUGUAAUACGUAAUAAUUUUUAAAACUAUAAAUUACAAUAAGAAAUUUAUAUAAAAAAAGAAAAUAACAUUAAAUAAAUGGUGCAAAAAGUAGGGGUGGGGGAGGAAGUAAUGAGGUGGUGUUCAUGGGUUCAAUACCCGUUCAGAUAUCUGAUGGCGGAGGGGAAGAAGCUGUUCCUGAAAUAUUGUGUGUGUCUCCAGGCUCCUGUACCUCCUCCUUGAUGGUGGUAUGGGAAGAGGGCAUGUCCAGGGUGAUGGGGGUCCUUAAUGAUGGAUGCUGCCUUUUUGAGGCAUCGCCUUUUGAAGAUGGCCUUGAUGCUGGUGAGGCUAGUGCCCAUGAUGAAGCUGGCUGACACAGAGCCGUGAGACAGAGCUCAAGGCUGCAGUCCUCCUGUCCUGCUCAGCCAUGAGCAUUGUAGAGUCACAGAGCUCUACAGCACAGAAACAGGCCCUCUUGGCCCAUCUGAUCAGUGCCAAACUAUAAAUCUGCCUUGUCCCGUUGACCUACACCUGAACCAUAGCCCUCCACACCCCUCUAUAGCGACCAGUCGUCCAGCCGUUCCACUGAACUAGACCGGACAUCCCAGGACUUGACUGGGGUAUGAACAUCGAUUUCUCCACCUUCCAGUAAUUUUUUCCCCUCCGAUUUUCCUCUUAUUGAAUUUCUCACUCUAGCCUCUUACCUCUUCUCCUCACCUGCCCAUCACCUCUCCCUGGUGCCCCUCCUUCUCUUUCUCCCAUUGUCCACCCUCCUCUCCUAUCACAUUUCUACUUCUCCAGCCCUUUACCUUUUCCACCCACCUGGCUUCACCUAUCGUCUUCUAGCUACCUUCUUCCCCUGCCCCCACCUUUUCAUUCUGGCAUCUUCCCCCUUCUUUUCCAGUCCUGAUGAAGGGUUUCGGCCCAAAACAUUGACUCUUCAUUAUUCCUCUCCAUAGAUGCUGCCUGACCUUCUGAGUUCCUGCAGCAUUUUGUAUGUGUUACUCUGGAUUUCCAGCAUCUGUUCAGCGUGUUGAGUUUGUUUUGGUGAUACCAUGCAAAGUUUCAAUAUUUAUGCAGAGAUAGUUAAAAUGGUGCCUUUCCUUGCCGGGCAUUUAAUUCUCAGCCGUUCCUUCAUUGCACUGAGUAUUAAAGACUAAUUCUACAGUCCCUGCUCUUGGGUCACCACCCUGGAUAAAUUUCUAAAUCCCAGUCCUUUAUCUUGAUAACACCCAACUGCAAUUUAAAAAGAGAUCCAAUAUCAGUCCAUCCGAAUCCAGAUCUGGUUUAACAUCAGUGGCAUGCAUUGAGAAAUGUGUUGUUUUGCAGCAGCAUUACAUUGCAAUAAGUAUAUAUUAAAAAAUUAAAAUAAAUGGGUAGUGCAAAAAGAGGGGAGAAAUAGUCUUUGCCACCUUUAUAAGACCAUAGACCAUCAGACAUAGGAGCUGAAUGAGGCCGUCUGGGCCAUCGAGUCUGCUCCGCCAUUAAAUCAUUGCUGAUCCUUUUUUAUUCUCCUCCUCAACCCCAGUUCCUGGCCUUCUCCCCAUAAUCUUUGAUGCCAUGUCUAAUCAAGAACAUAUCAACCUCUGAAUCUUUAUAUUCAUAACAAGAUUUUUUUUGGUCCUUAAAGCAACACCAAGUUACCUUAAAUGCCAGAAGGAAAAGUGGAAGUUUAGCCUUCACAUGCCCAGGUAACCAGAUUUUCAGAAAGGCUGUGCAGCUAUUGCCUUGAAGUUAAAAUUUAAUAGACAUGGAUAAUCACAAAAAGUUCAAAGUACAUUUAUUGUCAGAGAAUUUAUACCAUAUACAACCUUGAAAUUCAUCAUCUUCCAGGCAGCCACAAAACAAUAGAAUUCACAAAAAAACACACACAAGAGACUGUCAAACAUCCAAUGUGCAAAAAAAGGAACAAAUCAUACAAACAGUUUUUAAAAAGUAAACGAAUAACAGAGAACAUGAACCGCAGAGUCAUGGAGUCAGUUCGGUGCUGAGGUGAGUGCCGAUGGCUGCAGGCCACAGCCACGGGGCCAGUUCGGUGCUGAGGUGAAUGCCGGUGGCUGCAGGCCACAGCCACGGAGCCAAUUCGGUGCUGAGGUGAGUGCCGAUGGCAGUAGGCCACAGCCACGGGGCCAGUUCGGUGCUGAGGUGAGUACCAGUGGCUGCAGGCCACAGCCACGGGGCCAGUUCGGUGCUGAGGUGAGUGCCGGUGGCAGCAGGCCACAGCCACGGGGCCAGUUCGGUGCUGAGGUGAGUGCCGGUGGCUGCAGGCCACAGCCACGGGGCCAAUUCGGUGCUGAGGUGAGUGCCGGUGGCUGCAGGCCACAGCCACGGGGCCAGUUCGGUGCUGAGGUGAGUGCCGGUGGCAGCAGGCCACAGCCAGGGGCCAGUUCGGUGCUGAGGUGAGUGCCGGUAGCUGCAGGCCACAGCCACGGGGCCAGUUCGGUGCUCAGGUGAGUGCCGGUGGCAGCAGGCCACAGCCACGGGGCCAGUUCGGUGCUGAGGUGAGUGCCGAUGGCUGCAGGCCACAGCCACGGGGCCAGUUCGGUGCUGAGGUGUGUGCCGGUGGCUGCAGGCCACAGCCAGGGGCCAGUUCGGUGCUGAGGUGAGUGCCGGUGGCUGCAGGCCACAGCCACGGGGCCAGUUCGGUGCUGAGGUGAGUGCCGGUGGCUGCAGGCCACAGCCAGGGGCCAGUUCGGUGCUGAGGUGAAUGCCGGUGGCUGCAGGCCACAGCCACGGGGCCAAUUCGGUGCUCAGGUGAGUGCCGAUGGCAGCAGGCCACAGCCACGGGGCCAGUUCGGUGCUGAGGUGAGUGCCGGUGGCUGCAGGCCACAGCCAGGGGCCAGUUCGGUGCUGAGGUGAAUGCUGGUGGCUGCAGGCCACAGCCACGGGGCCAAUUCGGUGCUGAGGUGAGUGCCGAUGGCAGCAGGCCACAGCCACGGGGCCAAUUCGGUGCUGAGGUGAGUGCCGAUGGCAGCAGGCCACAGCUACGGGGCCAGUUCGGUGCUGAGGUGAGUGCUGGUGGCUGCAGGCCACAGCCAGGGGCCAGUUCGGUGCUGAGGUGAGUGCCGGUGGCUGCAGGCCACAGCUACGGGGCCAGUUCGGUGCUGAGGUGAGUGCCGGUGGCUGCAGGCCACAGCCACGGGGCCAGUUCGGUGCUGGUGGCUGCAGACCACAGCUGCAAACUCAGUUCAGCGCUGAGGUGAGUGAAGCCUCACUCGGAGUAGAGUGCUGAACGCUGGUUUGUCCUUCACCCUCGUCUUUGCCACUACAAUACAAUGCUUUCUUCUGCAAAAGGUCUUGGGAGCCCCUCUUAAAGACUGGUAAAUUGUAGUCACGGUGCAUUUAGUAUCUGAUGGCUGGAGAUUCGCCCUGAGCUGGUAACACAUUGUAACCUGCUUGCAAAGUAGAUUGAAAUCACUCAGGCUGAAGUUUGGAAGCGCACUGCCACACAGUUCCUUUCCUAUUGUGUGGCAAAACAACAAAGAAUGUCUGCCUCAAUCCAGUCUGUUGUCGGGUGAUUUCUGUGACCCCUUUCCAUCUGUUCUUUGUAGGGACGCUUAGCAUUUUCAGCGUAACAAAGGGAGAGGCUUUGGGGACAACUGGAGACAGCUGAACACUCACUUUGUUACCUAUUCUUGGUGCUUUCUAAGACUAUUUCUUGUAGGAGGAAGCUGUGAUGUGGCCACACUUCUGUCUGAGUCACACUUGAAUUCUGUUGCUCCUGUGAAUGAUUUUGUAUUGUAAUUUGUUUGUAGUUUUUUAAGCAUUAUUUAAAUAUGAAUUACUGUCUUUCAUUUAUGUAUUUUUAUAAAACUAAAGGAAUUUUUUCUUGUCAAAUUGGGAGAUGUCUUAAAUAAACCCCUAUCCAUACGACUAUAAGCCAUAGGAGCAGAAUUAAGUUAUUCGGCCCCUCAAGCCUGCUCCACCGUUCCAUCUUGGCUGAUUUUUUUUUUAUUUAGAGAUACAGCGCAGACCAGGCCCAACAAACCACCUAACUAACCCCAGCCUAAUCACAGGACAAUUUACAAUCACCAAUUAACCUGCUAACCGUUAUGUGGGAAGAAACUCCUUACAGACAACACCGGAGUUGAACUCCAAACUGGCCGA